Nothobranchius furzeri (turquoise killifish) is the source of this 4487-nucleotide messenger RNA. It is a transcript of the gene gnaz, whose product is annotated as guanine nucleotide binding protein (G protein), alpha z polypeptide. The record is from RefSeq and is a predicted model, not a curated record. Lineage: Eukaryota; Metazoa; Chordata; Actinopteri; Cyprinodontiformes; Nothobranchiidae. Gene Ontology annotation, molecular function: G-protein beta/gamma-subunit complex binding; G protein-coupled receptor binding; GTPase activity. Gene Ontology annotation, biological process: adenylate cyclase-modulating G protein-coupled receptor signaling pathway. Gene Ontology annotation, cellular component: heterotrimeric G-protein complex.
ACACACAUAUAUACACACCCUCCACCCCCAUCGCUGCAGUGUCUCAACUGCCUUGGAGCAAGCAAGAGAGGAUAUAGAACACAGACGUUCAGAAGACAGAGGAAGAGGCCCACUGAAACACAUCCACACACACAUACACACACACACACAUAUGCAAACAUGCACACAUAUUUACAGACACACACACAUACACACACACACAAAGAUGUGCUCGUGUGUGAGAGCCAAUGAAGAUGAGGAUGGUAUGAAGAUUAAGCGGAGGCACUAGAGGUGCAUUGCACAGAGGCGUUCUCUCCCAGCAAAGGGCUUGUCUGCAGUCUCCUGUAUAAAUGGAUGCUGGAUUGUGAGCACGGACUUCUGUUGUUGAGGAGAAAUCUCUCAAGAGAGCAAGCAAAAAAGAUUGUAUCUGGAAGAUCAAGAAAAACAGGCCAAAUAUUGAGCAAAGGUGGAUGGUUGAAGAAGCCAAAUAAGGGCAACGCACCACAAGAGCCAUGUGGGAAGAGAAUGACUGGGAUUCCUUAUAUGAAUGCAUCAAGUCCAAACACUUUCUCUACUGACAUAGUGAACUUUUCUCAGCCUGCUGCCACAGCUUUUCCUCAGGGGGAGUCCCUGCUAUGAACCCCAGCUCCAUUGGCUUCAGCAGGCGGUUCAAGCUCAGUGCCAGGCACUGUGUGGGCAUACCACAGGUCUGGGUUCUGCCCACACAGAACAUACAGACUGCCCCAGAAAGAAAAGGAAUGAAAAAGUCCUGAGUCACUUCUCUCUAACUGUGGCUUAACUGCUAAGAGUUGAACUGGUCAGUUGCAAAAUUCUAAUCUUCAAGCUUCAGCUCCUCCACCAACUGCUCUUUGAUUAACCGCUUCCUCAUAGUUAGCUGUCCCAUCCUGCAGCAGCACGAGUUCCUUUACAUUUUCCACGUGGUGGAGGACCAUGGGGUGCCGCCAGAGCUCGGAGGAGAAGGAAGCAGCGCGGCGCUCGAGGCGAAUCGACCGCCACUUGCGCUCGGAAAGUCAGCGGCAGCGGCGCGAAAUCAAGUUACUGUUGCUGGGUACCAGCAACUCGGGCAAGAGCACCAUUGUCAAGCAGAUGAAGAUCAUCCACAGUGGUGGCUUCAACCUAGAGGCCUGCAAGGAGUACAAGCCUCUGAUUUUGUACAAUGCCAUUGACUCACUGACCCGCAUCAUCCGUGCCCUCACCACCCUUAAGAUAGACUUUCACAACCCUGACCGCGCCUACGAUGCCGUGCAGCUCUUUGCCCUCACAGGUCCAGCAGAGAGCAAAGGAGAGAUCACCCCAGAGCUGCUGGGGGUGAUGAAGCGUCUGUGGGCGGACGCUGGGGUCCAGGAGUGCUUUCAGAGGUCCAAUGAAUACCACUUAGAGGACAACACGGCCUACUACCUGAACGACCUGGACCGCAUAUCUGCGCUCGAGUACAUCCCCACUGUAGAGGACAUCCUGCGCUCCCGCGACAUGACCACAGGCAUUGUGGAAAACAAGUUCACCUUUAAGGAGCUCACCUUCAAGAUGGUGGAUGUGGGUGGACAGCGUUCGGAGAGGAAGAAGUGGAUUCACUGUUUUGAGGGCGUGACUGCAAUCAUUUUCUGUGUUGAGCUAAGUGGCUAUGACCUCAAGCUCUACGAGGACAACCAGACGAGCCGCAUGGCCGAGAGCUUGCGUCUGUUCGACUCCAUCUGCAACAACAACUGGUUCACCAACACGUCGCUCAUUCUCUUUCUCAACAAGAAGGACUUGCUUGCCGAGAAGAUAAAACGCAUCCCUUUGACAGUGUGCUUCCCUGACUACAAAGGCCAAAACACCUACGAGGAGGCGGCUGUCUAUGUGCAGCGGCAGUUUGAGGACCUCAACCGCAACAAGGAGACCAAGGAGAUCUAUUCGCACUUCACCUGUGCCACUGAUACCAGCAACAUCCAGUUUGUGUUCGAUGCUGUCACGGACGUGAUCAUCCAGAACAAUCUCAAGUACAUUGGUUUAUGCUAGGACCUGACGCUUGGUGGGAGGAGGGGGUUGGUUUGGGAUGGGGUGAAGCGGGCAGCUCGGCAGCCCACCGUCAGGCUGCAUGUUAGUCUGUCUGCCCGACUGUUUUUCUCUUUGAAGGAGACGCAACAGGGAACUGAGACGGUAGCAAGAUGGCCGAGCUAUGAACGAUACUGUAGAGUCAACUGUUUGGAUUGGAACGACAGAGCUGAUAGACUGUGGUCAAAAUGGGAUUUUUAUCCUAUGUGUUUGCACUGAUUAUGAGUAUGCAGACACACACACACACACACACACACACACACACACACACGCACGCAUCUGUAUCGUUUGUUCUCACACAAGAUCUCUGAAUCAACAGUCACGCUCUCGUUUGAUGAGGUCACACUGAAAGCCCGUCAAACCAGAGACUGAAUAGUGCUGGCAGGUUUCUUUACUUUUAUCUUCUUAAUAUUAUUUGCCUGAGUCAAUUAAUGCUGCUUUAUGAAAAGAAUUCUGACAAAUCAAUGCUGUGUUCAAGAUCUUCACCCAAACUAUAAGAAACAGAUGAGAUGUAGAGAGGGCCUCUGUUUCUGAGGGGGAGCGUCAGUAGAUAUGAUUCCACAGGAUUUCUGCCUAAAAAUGUAAAAAAAAAAAAAAAGUAAACUGCCACAGACUAAAAUGGAGGGAUGCGUGUUUUUAAGAAAAUUUCCCCCCCUCUGGUUGACCCUCUAUUGCCCCCCCCCCCCCCCCCCCCCCCAUUUUGUUCAGUCUUUCUGUGCUUGAAAAAAUAGAAAACGUCUCUCAAACCUGCUCUUUCUAGCGGGUCCCUAGCUUUUAAUACCAGGAGUAUGUUACACCCAGUAGAGCUAAAAGUAUUUGCGAUCAUUCCGAGUUUCCAGCAAGAGACGACAAAAACAGUGCCAAGAUUAGUUUGUAAAUAAAUUCAGAUCCCGUUCAUUAAUAUUUUAUUUUUGUUCUGUUGUUAUGGACAAAUACAUUAAAACAUGCAUGAUUUUGUUACGUUGGGAUACUAAUAUAUUUUGUUUCAAUUUUUUUCUCUUUUCUUUGGUUUUAAAUAAUAUAUUCCCAAAUAUAUAAAUAUAUAUAAAAGUCAAACACUGUGUGCGAUUGUACAGUUCUCAGAGAGAGGAAUCUAUUGAAAAAGAGAUAUAUCAAUAUAAAAAUUGUGAUAAUAUUGUUAUAUUGACCAAGAUUAUUAUGAUGGUGACUAAAGUAAUGACAAUGAAAACUUCACUUUACUGUUUUAUACGGAAGGAAAAAAGCGGAUCAAAGGAAAACGAGAAAUUUGAAAAAGACAAACCUUGAAUGCUCAAUCUUCCUUUAUUAUCCAAGUGAAAAUUGUCAGUUGGUAUGAUGUGUAAAUAUGCUGUAAGGUACACUCUUUGCUCGGACACAUAAAAAUAACAGGUUGAGUUGGUAAGAUAAAGAUGUGGUGAGAGGGAGAGGAGGAAGAUCGUCCUCCACUCUUCCUCUUUCUUUUCAGUCACAGAACAACGCAACCAAGGGCUUCAGGUCUGACUUUACAGGAUGUCCACUUUAACUAAAGAAAAAGAAUAAAAAAAGACAGUGAGAUAAAUAUAAAAAGGACAACAACUAUGAAUAAAACAACUUAUGCAAAUUUUUAUGUUGUAGUGAAUGUGUUUUUGGGUGUUGAUUGUGUCAGCAGUGCUUUAAAUGUGUUUGGGAUGGAAAUGUUCACACUGUUACAAGUCGGCCACGCAUCUUUCUUCUUCUACUAUAAUUAUGCAUCAAAAUGAUUUGCAACCUGGAAAAAGGACGCCCUGUCCAAAAUCCAUGCUUCCGUCCUCAGUGUCCAUACUCAUGGUAUAAAAAGGGUUUGUCCUCUGCAUACAAUGUAGCCACUGGAGCAAGAAAAAUUUGGGCAUGAAGUAUGCAAUUAAAUUACUCCUGAAUGAACUUGGCCUCUGUGUGGUGGGAUGACAGGGUACAGUGGUAAAAGGAUUCCACUCUAAUUAGUGUAUAAACUCUAGCUGACCCAAAAAGUCUGUUAGUGGGUCUGUCACAUGCAAAUCUCUUUUCCAAAUGUAUUAAUAUUAGAAUUUUCUCACAGCAAUACAAGUCAGGUCUUUCAGAAGAAAAACAAGCUUUCAGUAGGACAAGGAAAUCCAAUUUUAAAGUCGAUUUGUUGCGCACAGUGGGGAUGUUUUCAUAUUUAUAACAUUAAACAAUAUUUCUAAUGCUUUAACGUUGGUUCUGUAGAACAGUUAUGAAUCAUUAUUAUUUCCUUAUGCGUCAGGGAGCCCAAGUCUCCUCCCCUUCCGGUCAGCUCACGGGUUGCCUGAACAAAGAUAAAUGAGUGAAUGGGGCUAGAAAAGAUGUUUUCUAAUGUGCUUUGCCUUACGCCCUCAAUCACACGUAUGUUGUACUGCAGUUUAAAUGAAUAACAGUUAUGUGUGUUUUACCCAUGUCUGAUGUAAUCUGAGAUUUAUUAGUCUGUAAGAAUCUGUAAUUAAAAUCAGAAGUUACAUCUA